Molecule: messenger RNA, 3009 nt
Organism: Pan troglodytes (chimpanzee)
Lineage: Eukaryota; Metazoa; Chordata; Mammalia; Primates; Hominidae
Gene: ZNF300
Product: zinc finger protein 300
Exons: 6
Coding region: 122-1984 (620 amino acids)
Biological process (GO): regulation of DNA-templated transcription
Molecular function (GO): RNA polymerase II cis-regulatory region sequence-specific DNA binding; DNA-binding transcription factor activity, RNA polymerase II-specific
Source: RefSeq, a predicted model, not a curated record
UCUGUCUGUCAUGGGAGCCCCCACGUCCUCUGAAAUAGUUCAGCUCUGUCUGCGUGACUUGUCCUGGGACUGAGGAAAAUUUACCAGGUACAAGAGGAGUAAAGAAUGAUCCCUCCUCCACAUGGUGCCUGCUGAGACUUCUUCAUCUGGCCUUUUGGAAGAGCAAAAAAUGAUGAAGUCCCAGGGGUUAGUAUCAUUCAAGGAUGUGGCUGUGGAUUUCACUCAGGAGGAGUGGCAGCAACUUGACCCUUCUCAGAGGACCCUGUACAGGGAUGUGAUGCUGGAGAACUACAGCCACCUGGUCUCAAUGGGGUAUCCAGUUUCCAAACCAGAUGUCAUCUCCAAGUUGGAACAAGGAGAAGAGCCAUGGAUCAUAAAGGGAGACAUAUCAAAUUGGAUCUAUCCAGAUGAAUAUCAGGCAGAUGGGAGACAAGGGAAGAAGAGUAACCUUCACAACUCCCAGUCAUGUAUUUUGGGGACAGUUUCCUUCCAUCAUAAGAUACUGAAAGGAGUCACAAGGGAUGGUUCAUUGUGCUCCAUUUUAAAAGUCUGUCAAGGUGAUGGUCAGCUGCAGAGAUUUCUAGAGAAUCAAGACAAACUCUUCAGGCAGGUCACAUUUGUUAACAGCAAAACAGUGACUGAGGCAUCAGGGCAUAAAUAUAAUCCAUUGGGGAAAAUAUUUCAAGAGUGCGUAGAAACAGAUAUAUCAAUACAGAGAUUCCAUAAAUAUGAUGCUUUUAAAAAGAACUUAAAACCAAAUAUUGACCUACCGAGUUGUUAUAAGAGCAAUUCAAGAAAAAAACCUGAUCAGAAUUUUGGAGGUGGAAAAUCAUCUAGCCAGAGUGAGCCCAAUUCUAAUCUUGAGAAGAUUCACAAUGGAGUAAUACCUUUUGAUGAUAAUCAGUGUGGAAACGUUUUUAGAAAUACACAAUCCCUUAUUCAAUAUCAGAAUGUGGAAACUAAAGAGAAAAGCUGUGUAUGUGUUACAUGUGGAAAAGCCUUUGCUAAGAAGUCACAACUCAUUGUACAUCAAAGAAUUCAUACUGGAAAGAAACCAUAUGAUUGUGGUGCAUGCGGAAAAGCCUUCAGUGAGAAGUUUCAUCUUGUUGUACAUCAGAGAACUCAUACUGGGGAGAAACCUUAUGAUUGUUCUGAAUGUGGAAAAGCCUUCUCUCAGAAAUCAUCCCUUAUUAUACAUCAGAGAGUUCACACUGGGGAAAAACCCUAUGAAUGUAGUGAAUGCGGGAAAGCCUUCUCCCAGAAAUCACCCCUCAUUAUACAUCAGAGAAUACAUACUGGGGAAAAACCCUAUGAAUGUAGAGAGUGUGGGAAGGCCUUUUCCCAGAAGUCACAGCUGAUUAUACACCACAGAGCUCAUACUGGAGAGAAGCCGUAUGAGUGUACCGAAUGUGGGAAAGCCUUCUGUGAGAAGUCCCACCUCAUUAUACAUAAAAGAAUUCACACUGGUGAGAAACCCUACAAAUGUGCUCAAUGUGAGGAAGCCUUCAGCAGGAAGACAGAACUCAUUACACAUCAGUUAGUUCAUACUGGGGAAAAACCUUAUGAAUGUACUGAAUGUGGAAAGACAUUCUCCCGCAAGUCACAGCUCAUCAUACAUCAGAGAACACAUACUGGAGAAAAACCCUAUAAAUGUAGUGAAUGUGGCAAAGCCUUCUGCCAGAAGUCACAUCUCAUUGGACAUCAGAGAAUUCACACAGGAGAAAAACCUUAUAUAUGUACUGAAUGUGGGAAAGCCUUCUCUCAGAAGUCCCACCUUCCAGGACACCAGCGAAUUCAUACAGGAGAGAAACCUUACAUAUGUGCUGAAUGUGGAAAGGCCUUUUCUCAGAAGUCAGACCUUGUUUUACAUCAGAGGAUUCAUACUGGGGAAAGACCCUAUCAAUGUGCUAUAUGUGGGAAGGCCUUCAUCCAGAAGUCACAACUAACUGUACACCAGAGAAUUCACACAGUGGUAGAAUCAUAAUGAACUGGCCACAGAAAAGCCUUAGUAUUAGCUCAAGCCUUAAUAAUUACUAGAAACCCAAUUAAUUUGAUAAGCUUGGGGACAACAUCCCAAUAGAUAAAAAUUUUUAAGGGAAUUUGUUUCUAGUUUGGUGAUGCCUAACUUUUCCAGCAAAGAUGAUGGAAAAUAGUUAUAUAAAUGAAGAACAUUUUUAAUAUGGCAUGUAAAGCUUUUAAAGUUAUGAACUCAGUGAUCAGCACAGCAAGUUAAGCAUACAGAAUAUUGUCAAGUUGCAUAUUCCUUAUACUACAAAAUGAUAAUCAGCCAUUGUGAAACUGCUAAUAUUAGCUUGUCAUAAUUAUGGCCAUAAAGUAAUUUUUCUAUAAAAGACAUGGAAGAAAGCUUAAGUAAACAACAAAAUAAAACCUAUACACUAUUUUAAGAAGGGGCUUGAGCAUGACCCCUAAAGCUACAUGUAAAGUUCUUGUACAAAAAAUGGAAUGAUAGGUUGAUCAGAUUCAGUAAAGUUGAUCUGUAUGCAUUUUCCCAUCUCAAGCAUUUAAGUUGACCUGCAUCUCUGGAAGGACCUUGAGAUUGAUGCAUUUUGAGCAGGUCUCCCUUUUACUCUUCCUGACUGGGAACUUGGAGCUGAAAAACAUUGGCACUGAGGCCAGAUGGUCUUGGGUUUAAUCCUGGCUCAGUGCCUCACAGAUUGUGUGACUUUAGGCAAACAUACUUCUCCUAGCUGAGUAUUUUUUAUCAGUAAGUACAAAUACAAUGCAGAGCUCAUUUUCAGUUAAUAUUAGUACUUUUUAAAUCUUUACUCUCUAUCUUGAAGCAUUAGAUGUUAAGACUAAUGUGUAAAAACCACGUCUGAGCUUGCUUUUCCCUCUGGACACUCUGCUUUUGAUUGCCUAUCCCUAUAAGUGGCUCAUUUUACUGUCUUCUGAUCCUGGUGGCCUUAUUUUUGCUAUGUUAAGGUUGUGUUUUUUAAUACUUGGAUUUAUUUUCAUAUACUUACAUAAACCGUGGUGAUUGCACAUAAA